GAGCGCGUCUGAACAAAAUGGCGGAGGAGGAGAGUUCAGCUGAAGCCCUUGUUAGUUUAAAGGGUAUUGGCUCUCAGUCCUCGCCAUUCAAUUCCCCAGCAAAACAUGGUGCUAUGACAAGAGCCAAGAAAAGACGUCAGUUAGAAGACAGCCUUGAAGAUGAUUACCAUGAGGAGUUGUUACAUGCAGAUGACGAUGAAUUUUCAACCCUUUCUAACACUAGACCAAGAUUUGCAAGGUCUCCUACUCAGCUUGGAGCAAAUGGUGGUGAAAUCAAAAAAGAUGCCAAGCUUGCAUUUUCCAAGCUUCAAAACCUCCUUAAACUUCCAAAAGCUGCAAAAUGGUGUUACUUUGAAUGGUUCUAUUCCAGUAUUGACAGGGUUCUUUUUGAGGGUGACAAUGACUUCUGUGUCUGUCUGAAAGAGUCUUUCCCAAGUCUUAAGGUUAAGAAUAUGACAAGAAUAGAAUGGAGAGAAAUAAGGAGACUAAUGGGAAAGCCAAGAAGAUGUUCUCCAGCAUUCUUUCAAGAAGAGAUACAAUCUCUUCAAGAAAGGCGCAAAAAGAUUAGAUUACUACAGCAGAAAAAGGUUACAGAGCUCAGUAAGUUCAAGGAUCUUCCAGAAGAAGUACCACUCCCAUUUGUCAUUGGAACCAAAGUCACUGCUCGGCUGAGAUCUCCACAAGAUGGCCUAUUUACUGGUCAAAUAGAUGCAGUUGACACUCAAAACUGUUCAUACCGUGUCACAUUUGAUAGACCUGGACUGGGAACACAUUCUAUACCAGACACGGAAGUACUAAGUGAAGAGACAUUAGAAACAAUGCCACUGUCAUCAUUCUUACUGAAGGAAAGACCAAGAACGGCAGGCUUCCCUCCUACAUACACCCCACCCAGUGGUCUCAGUCUACAAGGCAGUCCCAGCAUGAUUAAUGAUCCACUUUUAGGGGCCUCUCCUGCAAGGUUGAAACUGCAAGAAGCUUUGAACCAGCAAGGACAAGGAGGGACACUUGGGGGUUUCCCAAUUCGAUUCUUAAUUCUUGUGACACGUCUGUCCAAAAUUCUUCUUGUUAAAAAAGAAUGCAUUGAAAAGUUAAAGGAAAUGAAUACUCAAGCAGAAAAAAUGAAAUCAUACCAAGAACCAAUCGAUAAAGACUUUCAAAGAAGAUAUGCAUGUGUAGUGCUGGAGCUGGAAAGGCUCAAUAAGGAUCUUAACUACUAUUUAAAUGAUGUACAGGAUUACUGUCAAGACUCACUAGCAGAGAACGAACUGAAUACGUUCGAGUUCAAGUCAUUAUCAGAUGCGGUAGAGGAAAUUAAAACUACAAUAGACCCAAGUAAUGAAAGCUGUUUUCAGAAUCAUGUGGAAAUCCACGUAGCACAUAUUCAAUCUGGUUUAAGUCAAAUGGGCAAUUUACACGCUUUUUCUUCUUAAUCCUUACGCCAAGUUGGUCAAAAACAAUUCACUUAUCAUCUAAUGCUCCUUCAGCCUUCGUUUUACUGUGGCUGGCCUAGUGUUAUCAAGAAUUCUACUGUUAUCAAGCUAUAUACUAUUGAUACAAGAUAAGAUGGAAUCAUAGCAAGGGCAGAUAUAGGGAUUUCAGUAAGUGCUUUAAUUCAGAAACACAAGUCUUGGGAGCUAAUUACGCACAAUUCUCCACGGGUCACACCCUGGGCCUAACGGGUUGUGUGACUUAGAUCAGCCCAGAGGUUGUUUAAGGGUUCGAUCUGUGAGUUAGAUAUGCCCUGACUUAGAUCAGCCCAGAGGUUGUUUAAGGGUUCGAUCUGUGAGUUAGCCAUGCCCUGACU
Messenger RNA from Actinia tenebrosa (Australian red waratah sea anemone), 1804 nucleotides. Its product is annotated as protein lin-9 homolog. Gene Ontology annotation, biological process: reproductive process; regulation of cell cycle; DNA-templated transcription. Lineage: Eukaryota; Metazoa; Cnidaria; Anthozoa; Actiniaria; Actiniidae. Gene Ontology annotation, molecular function: DNA binding; odorant binding. The record is from RefSeq and is a predicted model, not a curated record. Gene Ontology annotation, cellular component: transcription repressor complex; nucleoplasm.